Daucus carota subsp. sativus is the source of this 2814-nucleotide messenger RNA. RefSeq lists its product as uncharacterized. The coding region runs from base 1 to 2814 and encodes 937 amino acids. The transcript has 4 exons. The record is from RefSeq and is a predicted model, not a curated record. Gene Ontology annotation, molecular function: zinc ion binding; nucleic acid binding. Lineage: Eukaryota; Viridiplantae; Streptophyta; Magnoliopsida; Apiales; Apiaceae.
AUGGACACACUGCUCCAGGAGAGGAGAGUCCCUGUUGAGGACGCUGAGGCACGCUCCAGGAUCGGAGCGAUUGAGCAUAUCGCCAGGCAGCGAUUGGCCGAGUUCCCGUUCACGUGCGAGUGGGAUGUCGAGGCACGUCGGGUGACUAGGCUCAUUUGCUGGAUUCUGUCGGAGUUGCGCGCAGUUCGUGGGCCAUUCAUGGGUCCUAAACGUAAGAGUGUUCCAGAGACGGCGGCAGCAGGUGGGGCCGAUCCCGCACUUGUACAAAUGUUGGCUCUCAUGCAGCAACAAAUGGAAAAUCUUGCAGCACAGCAACAGCGACCACCAGCUCCUCCAGCUGUAAGUUUUAAGACAUUUCAGGCAGUUCAUCCAUCAGAGUUCAAGGGUGCUGCGAACCCGGUGGAGGCCAGUGGAUGGCUCAAGGAGAUAGAAAAAGCAUUCGAUAUAGCAAAAGUGGGAGAGGAACAAAAGACCCAGUUUGCUAGCUACUUUUUAAAGAAUGAGGCAAAUUACUGGUGGGAAUCGAAGAAAGCCUUGGAGGGAGGUAACAUAAUUACUUGGGAAAGCUUUAAAGUAUUGUUUUUAGAGAAGUACUUCCCUAGGCACAUGCAGAAUCAAAUGGAGAUUAAGUUUUUGGAACUUAAGCAGGAUAAUAUGAGUGUGGCAGAUUAUGAGGUCCGCUUCACUGAAUUGGCAAGGUUCGUUCCAGAUCAAGUUGAUACAGACGAAAAGAGGGCUAAAAGAUUUCAGCAAGGGCUGAAGGAUUGGAUCCGUAGUAGGGUGGCCACGUUUGAAAUGCCUUCGUAUGUUUCUAUAGUUCAGAAGGCCAUGAUCAUUGAAAAUGAAAGUGAAAUGUCCCAGAAAAAUAGAGAUGGGAAAAAGAAGAAGGUGGAGGCUCUAGAAGGGAGUCAGAGGCAAGGGAGUUCUCAGGGCCGUUUUAAUAACAUGCCAGACUUUCAGUCAAAUCGGUGUGUGGGGUUCAGAAGACCACCAGUGGGAAAUAGAGGUCAGAAUAAUCAGUUUCGUCCUCGGAACCUGCAGAGAUUCAAUAAUCCACCAGUGUCAAGCUGUAGAUUUUGUGGUGGUAAACAUUUUAGGAACAAUGUGACUUGCUACAAGUGCAACCAAAAGGGGCAUUAUGCGGGGGAGUGUAACAGUCAGGCACCGAACCCAAUGCCAGGAACACAUUGCUUUAAGUGUGGAAAGACAUGCCAUAUUUUUAAGAAUUGUCCAUCACCAGGGGCAAUGGGUAAUAUUCCAAGGAUUUCGGGUCCUCUAGCUCAGAACGUGCCAAGAAUAGCUGGACCAUCUAAUCAGAACCAGCCUAAAGCCGGAACCUUCAACAUGACUAUGAAGGAUGCAGUGCAGAGUUUAGACGUAGUUGCAGGUACGCUUCCCAUGAACUCCAUAAAUGCUAAAGUAUUAAUUGAUUCUGGAGCUACGAGAUAUUUUGUUUCUAAGGAUAUUAUUGAUAAAUUGAAUUGUGGAGUUCGACCUUUAGAACAAGCAUUAGUAAUUGAGUUAGCUAAUAAGGAUCGAGUUGUGGUCGAUCAGAAUUUUCCAGGGUGCGACAUUGUUAUAGCAGGACAUCAUUUUUCUGCCAACUUAAUACCUUUUAAGUUAGGCGAGUUUGACGUUAAGAAAUUUCUUACCAUCACACAAGCCAAGAGGUUAUUACGCCAGAAUUGUGAGGCAUACUUGGCUAAUGUCAUAGAUACUAACCAAGAAGUUCCACCUAUAGAAGCCAUUCCAGUGGUUAAUGAGUUUCCGGAUGUCAUUCCAAAUGAACUACCAGGAUUACCUCGAGACAGAGAGGUGCAAUUUGAUAUUGAUCUAGCACCAGGAACCGAACCAGUAUCAAAGGCACCGUAUAGGAUGGCCCCCGUGGAAAUGAAAGAGCUAGCAACUCAGCUUCAAGAUCUUUUGGGGAAGGGGGUGAUAAGACCAAGUAUAUCCCCGUGGGGCGCACCAGUAUUAUUUGUUAAGAAGAAGGAUGGUAGCAUGAGGUUAUGUAUUGAUUAUCGCGAGCUCAAAAAAUUGACUAUUAAGAAUCGGUUUUCUAAAAUUGAUUUAAGAUCUGGCUAUCAUCAGUUGAAGAUAAAGCCUGAAGAUAUUCCAAAGACUGCUUUUAGAACAAGGUACGGCCAUUUUGAGUUCUUAGUAAUGGCGUUUGGAUUAACGAAUGCACCAGCAGCUUUCAUGGCUCUCAUGAACAGAGUUUUUAGGAAAUAUUUGAACAAGUUCAUGAUUGUGUUCAUAGACGACAUUCUGAUAUAUUCAAAGACAGAAGAAGAGCAUGCUGAACAUUUAAGAUUAGCUUUGGAAGUCUUGAGAAAGGAGAAAUUGUAUGCUAAGUUUUCUAAGUGUGAGUUUUGGUUACAAGAAGUGCAAUUUCUUGGGCACGUAAUUAGUAAUGAAGGUAUCAAGGUAGACCCAGCAAAGAUUGAGGCAAUUAUAAAUUGGGAAAGACCAAAGACGCCCACUGAAGUUAGAAGUUUUAUGGGAUUCGCUGAAUACUACCGGAGAUUUGUUAAGGACUUUUCUAAGAUCGCGACACCAUUGACGAAGUUGACCCGAAAGAAUGAGAAGUGCGUAUGGAAUGAUCAAUGUGAAGAAAGUUUCCAAGAGUUAAAGAAAAGGUUAGUAACAGCACCAGUAUUAGUUCCACCUGAUGAUAAAGGGGACUUUGUAUUUUACAGUGAUGCUUCUCACAAAGGAUUGGGAUGUGUUUUGAUGCAACAUGGAAAGGUUAUUGCUUAUGCUUUUAGGCAAUUGAGACCUCAUGAACAGAAGUAUCCAACACAUGAUUUGUAA